GAAACAAACAUAACAAAGAAAAUUAAGAUAUGGGAAGAUUAUCGAGUUUGUCUGAAGCGCAAGCAGGUGCGUAUAGAGAUGCUAGGCCACCUUACCCUCGCUCCUGGUUCAAAAUGUUGGCGGAGAAAACAGACAUGCACGAACGUGCAUGGGAUGCUGGCACUGGCAAUGGCCAGGCCGCAAUUGGGGUGGCCGAACACUACAAGAGAGUGGUUGCAACCGAUAUUAGCAAAGAGCAGCUGAGACGGGCCACGCCCCACCAGCGAGUUAAGUACUGUCUAACCCCAGAACACAUGUCUGAGGAUGAGCUGGUGGAUCUGGUCGGUGGAGAUGACUCGAUCGACCUGGUGAUCGCCGCACAGGCAGUUCACUACUUCAACCUCGAAAAGUUCUACAAUGUCGUCCGACGUGUUCUGCGCAAACCGGGCGGUGUUAUCGCCGUAUGGGUGUUCAACGAGAUAUCCAUCUCGUCGGCCGUGGACAAAGUCUUCCGACGCAUUUCCGACUCUACAAUCCCUUUCAGGAACGAUAGAACGAACAUGGCCUUGGCAGGUUACAAUAAUUUGCCUUUUCCUUUUAGGAACAUCGGUAUCGGGUCCGAGGGGAAUUCACAUGCACUCAAGCUUCAUAGCAAGCUUUCGCUUGAAGGUUUUAAGAAUUAUCUCAAGUCUUGGCAACUGAUCGUGAAGGCUAAGGGAAAAGGAAAAGAUUUAUUGACGAAACGAGUGAUGAGUGAUCUUGAAGAUGCAUGGGGUCGAAACCCAGAUAGAGAUGUCGUGUACAAGUUCUUCAUGAUAGCUGGAACUUGCUCGGAAGAUUCCGAAUCCUCUGAAGAUUCUGAAACAUCUGAUGAAGACUCUGAUGAGAGUGAUGAGCGCCUAGGAGCUUUGAAAGGUGUCGCUAUGCUUGUGGUUAAAACCCUCUUUUGUUAGGUCCAACACUAUUGAGAGAAGAACAAGAACAUGACGACAGGUGAAACUAAAGAUUAACAUGUAAAAAGGUGAAACAAUUUUUUCCUACCAGAUGAAAAAAAACAUGAAAACGUAGUUUUUUUAAUAAUCCGAAAGUUUAUCGGAACUUUGACUCGA
This is a messenger RNA of Tarenaya hassleriana, 1088 nucleotides long. RefSeq names its product probable S-adenosylmethionine-dependent methyltransferase CRG1. The transcript has 2 exons. The record is from RefSeq and is a predicted model, not a curated record. The coding region runs from base 30 to 932 and encodes 300 amino acids. Gene Ontology annotation, molecular function: S-adenosylmethionine-dependent methyltransferase activity. Lineage: Eukaryota; Viridiplantae; Streptophyta; Magnoliopsida; Brassicales; Cleomaceae.